UGAGCUUGACAGCUAAUGCUGCUUGUGGUGCUCUCAGAAAGGAAAAUGGCGGCUCUCGGACGCGUCUCUCAGAUGUUGCUCAGGGCUUCUCUGCUCCAGUCCCGGCGUCAGCUCUCUGCUGCUGCUGCUGGCGGACACGGCGAGCAAGCAGCCAAGACAUGGAAGAUCAUCUCGUUUGUGGUUGCCCUACCUAGUGUUGCAGUGUGCAUGUUGAACGUGUACCUGAAAGAGCAGCAGCAUACCCAUGAACAGCCAGAGUUUAUCCCUUACAGCCACCUUCGCAUUCGCAGCAAGCGUUUCCCUUGGGGAGAUGGCAACAAAUCCCUUUUCCACAACCCACACAUGAACGCUCUUCCUAACGGCUAUGAGGGCCACGAUGAGUAAACCCUUCCUCCAGAUCUCAGAACUGGCUCGGGGACCAUUCCCCUCAGCGUUUGUGACUGGACCACACUCUAUUUACAGUUUAUGCUUCAUUAUUGUUGUGUUUUACCUCUGUGCUCUCAACAUGGAGCACCUGAACCAACAGUUCCUAUACUCUGGACCAUGAAGUAACAUGUCAGACGGAUUCUGAAUUAACAUAAAUAAAGUAACUAUUACCUCCCA
Pseudoliparis swirei is the source of this 603-nucleotide messenger RNA. Its product is annotated as cytochrome c oxidase subunit 6A, mitochondrial. Gene Ontology annotation, biological process: mitochondrial electron transport, cytochrome c to oxygen. The record is from RefSeq and is a predicted model, not a curated record. NCBI's taxonomy places the organism in Eukaryota, Metazoa, Chordata, Actinopteri, Perciformes, Liparidae. Gene Ontology annotation, cellular component: mitochondrial inner membrane. Gene Ontology annotation, molecular function: enzyme regulator activity. The transcript is spliced from 4 exons. The coding region runs from base 16 to 384 and encodes 122 amino acids.